Molecule: messenger RNA, 613 nt
Organism: Zingiber officinale
Lineage: Eukaryota; Viridiplantae; Streptophyta; Magnoliopsida; Zingiberales; Zingiberaceae
Product: DNA-directed RNA polymerase III subunit 2-like
Exons: 4
Coding region: 53-613 (186 amino acids)
Biological process (GO): DNA-templated transcription
Cellular component (GO): RNA polymerase III complex
Molecular function (GO): DNA-directed RNA polymerase activity; ribonucleoside binding; zinc ion binding
Source: RefSeq, a predicted model, not a curated record
CCUUUCUUGUUCAAGAUAUUGUCAAGUGCACCCAAAUAAGGAGCUAGCAAGGAUGCUUCAUAUGAUGCGACCAAAUGUUUACAAGGACCCAAACCAUAAGCCAGAGAUGGUGAUCACUUUGACAGAGUUCAAAGCGCUAUGUGGUUUUGUCAGCAUGGAGGAACUCAAGGAUGUCCUUAUCGAUGUGCCUAGAAUUGCAGAGCUGAUAGCGUUGUAUGAAUGUGAAAAUGACACGGAUGAUUCUGAAAAGAAAAAGUGUGAUAUAACCCACAUAGAGAUUGAGCCUUUGACACUUUUAGGUGUUUGUGCUGGUUUAAUUCCUUAUCCUCACCACAACCAAUCUCCACGUAAUACAUAUCAGUGUGCAAUGGGGAAACAAGCUAUGGGUAAUAUUGCUUACAAUCAGGUUGGAUACGAUAGGCUAGGAGCUAGGCAGAAUGCAACUGUUGCUGUUAUGAGUUACAGUGGAUAUGACAUUGAGGAUGCAAUUGUCAUGAACAAGUCGUCUCUUGAUCGUGGUUUUGGCCGUUUUAUAUCAAUGAAAAAGUAUCUUUUGAUUCAACAAAAAUUGUGGCAAAAGGAGUGCUUCUCAACAUGGAUCCAAAUAAUAUAG